AUGGAGGCAGACAAAGCAAUCGACGUGAUCUCUGGCGUAGAGGGACGCGAAGAGUCCAAGACUGACAGUCAAGCAAAGGCAAACACUUUUGAAUACAUCGAGGAAGAACCCGAACCACACCUCCAUUUGAAGACAUAUUUGAUUGUCGUGGCCGUCUCCUUUGUUUCGUUUGCCCAAUUGAUACAACUGGUUGCAGCAGGCGCACUUUCCGCCACCGUGGCCGAAGCAGUUGGGGGCGCAGAUAAAUCCAGCUGGAUGCUUUCCUCGCUGACCAUCACCUUUGUUGUCUUUGCGCCUCCUGUGAGCCAAGCGGCGGACUACUGGGGACGCCGGUGGUUGUUGAUUAUCCUUGCAUUGACAGGAUGUGUCGGAACCAUCAUCACUUCACGAGCAAAAUCCAUUGGCGUGGCCAUUUUGGGAGAGGUAUUCGUUGGUGCUUGCUAUGCGGCCACGCCUCUGCAAUUUGCCGUUGCCUCUGAAGUUUUGCCUCGCAGACAGAGGCUGGUUGGACAAGCCGCCAUCAAUGCAGCCGGUGGUGUUGGGUCAAUAUUUGCUCUACUAUCGGGCGGAAAGCUCGUCGAUGUCUAUGGCCCUCAAGGAUACAGAUAUAUCUACUACAUCAAUGCAGGGAUUUUCGCAGUAGCUGCUGCUGUCGUCUUCUUGCUCUAUCGACCACCAGUACUCGAGCUCCAGAAGUCAUUAACAACCCGUGAGAAGUUGAGUCGUCUGGAUUGGCCUGGAUAUGGUAUCACAAUGUGUGCAGUUGUACUGUUUUCUAUGGGUCUCUCUUGGGCCAAUAAUCCAUACUCCUGGAGGAACCCACAUGUUUUAGCACCGUUCCUAGUCGGUAUCGCCAUGUUCAUCUUGCUUGCGGUAUACUGUUGGAAACUCAGAAAGAACAGCUUCAUUCCACACGCUCUAUUUUCCCGCGAUAGGAACCUUGCUUUGUCACUGUUGGCGAUAUUCUGUGAAGGUCUGAUUUUUGCCGCUGCGAAUAUCUAUGUUCCUACUCAAACUGCUAUACUAUAUACGACGACGACACUAGGCGUCUCCUUGGUCUUCACGGUAUGCCUCGUAUGCUAUGUCCUUGGUAGCCCCAUCACCGCCAUAAUCAGCUACAAGUUCAAGAAUCUCCGCGUCCUAAUCAUGGCGGGCUUUGUCUUGUUCGUGGUUUGGGCCAUUUGCAUGGCCACGAGCUCUCUCGGUAGUGCCGGCGCCAAUUGGGGCUAUCAGGCCAUCCUCGGUUGUGCGCUCGCUCUCGUUCUGAACCCGGUCGUGGCCAGCUCACAAUUGAGCGCUCCCCCUGAGUUGAUUUCCAUCACAAGCGGUCUCGUCGCUGGUAUUAGAUCUCUUGGAGUGACAAUCGGCGUGGCAAUCUAUGGCGCAAUAUUUCAUUCCAGGUUCACCAAACUUAUGCCAAGCAAGGUGGCAGAGGCUGCUCUGCAGAAUGGUCUACCUGAAGCCUCUCUGCCAUCGCUGAUUCUAGCAUUGCUCGGAGGUGACCCGUCCAAAUUGACAACCAUUCCUGGCAUCAACAAGGAGAUCAUCGGCGCGGCCGCACAUGCCUUGAAGGGGGCAUACUUGGACUCAUUCCAUUCGGUGUGGAUUGCCACCGCCUGUCUGUCUGCUUGCGGUCUUAUAGCCUCUUGGUUUAUCAUCAACCCUUCCAAGGAUCUCAACAACCACAUAGACAACCCUGCGGAAUCUGAGGACGCAUUAUAUGGCGACAAAUAAUGUGUGGCGCGAUUGGAAAUGCAUCGUGAAAAUACAUCAAGGGACACCAGUGUAACCACGGGCGAAAUGUGAGGUGGUGGCUCUUCGAUAAAUGGGGGACAGAGAGCGUGCUGACGGCUUUUGCACAGCAAGCAACCCGAAGGUCGUUAGGCGCAAGGAGAAGUGACGGUGGAAAGAAAUCAGUUUGAUGGGCUGCUAGAGCAUACAUUUAGUUGCCAAUGAG
This is a messenger RNA of Exophiala oligosperma, 1957 nucleotides long. RefSeq lists its product as uncharacterized. The record is from RefSeq and is a predicted model, not a curated record. Gene Ontology annotation, biological process: transmembrane transport. The transcript is spliced from 16 exons. Lineage: Eukaryota; Fungi; Ascomycota; Eurotiomycetes; Chaetothyriales; Herpotrichiellaceae. Gene Ontology annotation, cellular component: membrane. The coding region runs from base 1 to 1734 and encodes 577 amino acids. Gene Ontology annotation, molecular function: transmembrane transporter activity.